UGCUGGGCUCACCUUGGGGUGCAGCCCGCAGCCCCGCUCUGACUGUAGCUGUGAUCUCCGGCCGGGAGUCGGUGUUCACUCGUUCUUUGGGUCGUAUCUUUGUAUUGAGGUCCACGUUUUAGCAAUAGGAUAAAAGGGGGAGGAGGCUGAAAGGAGCAUUGUCUCCUGAAAUGUCGCCCUUUGGAAUGGGCUGUCUGAAGGCAGGGGCUUGUGUCCAGUCUGCACUCCUGGCCGUCAUUCCCGCGGGAAUUCCUUCAGUACAAGUACGCUGCCUCUUGGUUUAUGAUGAAAAAGACUACAGGAGGAUUCGGUUUGUAGAUCGUCAGAAAGAGGUGAAUGAGAACUUUGCCAUCGAUUUGAUAGCAGAGCAGCCUGUGAAUGAGGUGGACCAUCGGAUUAUAGCCUGCGAUGGAGGUGGUGGAGCCCUGGGCCACCCCAAAGUGUACAUAAAUUUGGACAAAGAAACAAAAACGGGGACAUGUGGCUACUGUGGCCUGCAGUUCAAGCAGCACCAUCAUUAGUGUGGCUGUCCUGGUCCUCUGACACUGGUGCAAUACCUGUCUCCACGUGAGGUGUUUAGGUGUGAGGUCACCACUCUGUGAACGGUGUCCCUUCUUAUGAAUAAAAGAUGCUACCAUC
Molecule: messenger RNA, 639 nt
Organism: Chionomys nivalis (European snow vole)
Lineage: Eukaryota; Metazoa; Chordata; Mammalia; Rodentia; Cricetidae
Gene: Ndufs6
Product: NADH:ubiquinone oxidoreductase subunit S6
Exons: 4
Coding region: 171-521 (116 amino acids)
Biological process (GO): mitochondrial electron transport, NADH to ubiquinone
Source: RefSeq, a predicted model, not a curated record